GCCAGUGUUUAGAUAAACGUAAUCGCUGCCAUCUAGCCUGUCCCGUCCCGUAGCACUGGUCACUAUACUUCUGGCGCUGAGUGAAGCGAGUCAAGUGUUUAUUGUUUUUGUGCGGUUUUUUCAUCGGGCGUUAUAUCGUGCAACUAUGAGCCGUAAACGUAAAUUGCAGAAGGUAGAGUUUGAGAAGUUGAAGAAAAAGAUGAGGAAGCUGGAACGUUCAAUGAAGUUGGACUCUUCUAGUUCGGAAUCCGAUACAGAGGGCAGACAGACACCACGUCUUGCCUUUCAUCAUCCUCGUCCGACAUCGAUGAAGCCAAGAAAGAGGUGAAUGUUACUGGCAUACUGGGAGAUGACCCC
Molecule: messenger RNA, 357 nt
Organism: Acanthoscelides obtectus
Lineage: Eukaryota; Metazoa; Arthropoda; Insecta; Coleoptera; Chrysomelidae
Source: the annotation of a GenBank genome assembly